AUGGCGAUCAAGUUGUCGAAGUGGAACGGCCCGGUGGACGUGAUUGCGCCAGCAGCAGGGACGAUUGGCGGCGGGGCCGCGACAGGAUCCACGACCGCGACCGAUGCCGCGGGUGGCGGCGCGGGGACGAUCGAGAUCACGUCCGCGGGUGGUGCCGUGAGCGAGGCCGUGGGUGGCUCCGCGGGCAGCGUCUCCCCCGAGAUCGCCGGGAUGACGGCGAGUGUCGAGGAGGAUCCAGAGGAGGCCAUCGCGGGCGGUGACGGUGGGAUCGGCGCUGAAAACAGGGAGCCGACGGCGGUGCUGCCGAAGAACUGA
Triticum turgidum subsp. durum (durum wheat) is the source of this 315-nucleotide messenger RNA. The record is from the annotation of a GenBank genome assembly. NCBI's taxonomy places the organism in Eukaryota, Viridiplantae, Streptophyta, Magnoliopsida, Poales, Poaceae.